This is a messenger RNA of Cyclocybe aegerita, 5913 nucleotides long. The record is from the annotation of a GenBank genome assembly. Lineage: Eukaryota; Fungi; Basidiomycota; Agaricomycetes; Agaricales; Hemipholiotaceae.
AUGGCCCCCUCGAGCUCAUCGUCGUCAGCAGCGGCGACGUCGGUACAAGUUGCUCUUCGUAUCCGCCCCCCUACCACCCAGGACUCAACAUCCAUCCCCGCCCGUUUCCAACGCUCAGUCAUACAGGCUACCACCUCCACCUCCAUCUCCAUAGAGUCGCCCUCCAGCGCCCUGGCAGGUGCAGGAGCUCCCGCAGCAGCAGCCUCAGCAGCCUCAGGACCUAAAAAGCAGUCCUUUACAUUCGACCAGGUGCACCCCCCUCCCACAACCCAGUAUGAGCUCUUCGAAUCGACCGCGCGUCCCCUCGUAUCCCGCUUUCUGGAGGGAUUCAACUGCACCGUUCUCGCGUAUGGCCAGACGAGUAGCGGGAAGACGUUCACCAUGACCGGUAUCGACCUAGACUCCGACCCGUCCGAUCCUAACAACGGCAUGGGUAUUAUCCCCAGAGCCGUCUCCUCUAUCUUCUCGGGCGCCAGGCAGCUCAAGGAAGAGCGCGGCGGCGCUUGGAGCUAUAGCGUGAAGGGCUCAUUCAUCGAAAUCUACAACGAGGACUUGAUUGACCUCUUGAGUACCGACGACGCAACAGGUGCGAGACGCGAGGUACAGAUUAGAGAGGACAAGGAAGGUAACAUCAUCUGGGGCGGGCUGCGGGAGGUCAAUGUUAGAAACGCGAACGAAGUUAUGAGUCUCCUCAAAAAAGGAUCCUCCAUCCGACGUACGAAUGAGACGGACAUGAACGCCCAAUCUUCACGGUCUCAUGCUAUUUUCUCUUUGACUCUCACCCAGAAGAAGUUGACGGGGUCCAGCCACCCACCCCGUUCCUCUUCUCCACUUCCCCCUGGUGGGCGGUCGCCUUCAAGGUUAGCUCGACCUGGCUCCAUGUACGCUGGCGGCACAUCUCCAGCUAGCAAUCGAGUAGCUUCUCCAACGUUCGGACGCCCCUCGACGCCGAGUUUUGCCGCAGCCAUGGGUCGUGGUGGCCUGCGACCAGCUAGCGCGCUUGGCCACAUGGGCGAUCGAUCGAGUGUUGCCGCUGUCGAAGACGCUGGUGAAUGGGUCACGAUAGUUUCCAAGUUUCACUUCGUUGAUCUUGCAGGCUCCGAACGGCUCAAGCGUACCGCCGCCGCGGGAGAACGUAUCAAAGAGGGUAUUUCCAUUAACAGUGGACUUCUGGCCCUAGGCAAUGUCAUAUCAGCCCUUGGAGAUCCUUCGCGCGCCAAAUCCCACACGGCAACCCACGUACCCUAUCGCGAUUCCAAGUUAACUCGCCUUCUCCAGGACUCGUUGGGCGGAAAUGCACAUACUCUUAUGAUAGCUUGCGUCAGCCCGGCCGAAUGGAACGCAAACGAAACCAUCAACACCCUCAAGUACGCCAACCGCGCUCGGAACAUCAAGAAUCGCGCCGUGCUUAACGAGAAGGAGGAUGGGUGGGACGAUAUCGAAUGGCUACAAGGCACUGUCGCUCGACUCCGAAAGGAAUUGAAAGGCAUUAAGGAUGGAAACAUCAUCGUCUCCACUGCCGACAAGGAGCCCGAGGUUCUUGAAGGCGCUGGCAAGAAGGUCCUGGCCCAGAUGAUGGAACUCCAGAACAACUACGAGGAUCUGCGGGAGAAAUUCGUAGAGCGUACUGAAGAACUCACUCGACUGCGUCGCGAGCUUGGCGAAAGGCACAGAGACAGUUCUGCCGGUGCCGUUGGUGGAACUGCCAAGUACGAAGAGAUCGUCGGUCCGGUCAUUGAGGAAUACGAGAAGACAAUUAGCGCCAUGGAAGCCGAACUCAGUUUGAACAGGGCCGCUUUGCGGCAUACCAAUGAGAUGGUCGAGGAGAAGGAAGAGGAGUUGGCAGCUAUCACCGAACGACAUUCCGCCACCGAGCUAUACGUUGAGGAGUUGAGGACCCGUGUUGUCAAGCUGACAGAGCGAGAGGCUUCAACAGAGGCUUAUGUCCGCGACCUUGAGGAGAAGAUGAAGGCAUACGAUGAAACUUCUGUAACAUCCAGCGAAUCAAUGACCGACCUCAAACGCGAAAUUGCGAGGUUCAGAGACGCAGAGGCCCACUCCAGCAAAUAUAUCGCCGACCUCGAGGCUCGCCUUUCCCGCUCCGACGAAUCAGUUCUUUCUCUUCAGCAAACUGUUGAAUGUCUGGAGAAGGAGUGCGAGCGUCGUCGUGAUGAAAUCGAAUCUCUGCAAGGUCGUUUAGAGAGCCUCCGGCAGGAUGGGGAAAACUGGCGAUCCGACCUCGAGGCUCGUGAGCUGAAGGUCAAGCAACUUGAGGAGAGGAUGGCCGAAUGGGAACUAAGGAGGAAGGAUGCGGGAGAAGCAAGGGCUCGACUCGGAGAGGUCGUUGAAGAAGUGGUAUCUGCGCGAAGGAGUCUCGAAGUCAAGGUCAACUCGAUAUCGCUUUCUCCUGCAUCUUCAGCACCGUCCACGGAUGCCCACCCAUCCCCAAUCAAGGAAGCUGCGGACGAACCUGUUGCUCCGGCUCCAAAGUCGGAUAUCGAGUCCCAGUUGCUUGCGCUACAGCAAACCCACACAGCGACACUAGCCGACCUUUCCUCCGUUUCGGACAAGUACCGCGAUGCUCUUCGCGAGAUUUCUGACCUUGCAUCCCAGAUACAAGAGGCUAAGCUGAGCAAUCCUAGCAUCACAGAGUCCGUGACGGAGUCGCCCUCGAUAGACAAACACCAAGAACUGCCGGAACUUCCUGACCUUCCGCCUGUCAGACGAAGACUCGGCGGAAGUCCUCGCAUUCGGGACGCAGCUGAAGUCCAAUACAAUUCUUCUGGACGUCGGCUUUUUUUCCGACAGGCGGCCUCGGCGGAGUCGCUCCACGCGAGGUCGCUUUCGCAGUCACAAUCGCUAUCGCAGGAGCUAUCCUCGGUGCACUCGCGCAAAGCUUCCUUUUCUAGCGCGACGGGCAGUUCCCACUCUCCCUCUAGCUCCCACUCGUUUUCACAUUCGCACUCUCACUCGUAUUCCAAUUCGACUACCCAAAGUAUGGGCUUACGUCCCAACCUUUCUAUCUCUAUGCCAAGCCUAUCACCUUCCAGCGAGCGCUCGGUUUCAUCUUUGGAGAAAGAGAUCAUGCGUUUACAAGAAGUUCUCAAAGAACGCGAAUCGGAAAUUUCUCUCCUUGAAGAGUCACUGAAGGAGAGCCAGCAGCAGCAGCAACGGUUGCAAGAAGAACAGCAAGACGAGUUAGUGAAUGGAGAUACCCUUCAAACUAACGGUAACGCAGUUCCAACGAGCCCUGACAACACCCUCUCGCCGAAGACUCUCAAUCAAUUCGACCAUAUUCGCAAGUCGAUUGAACAAGUCAAUGGACACACCGAAUCUGGCUCCUCGUCUUCUGAAGACGAAUCAUUGGAGAGGCUCAAUGAGCUCAUGCUUUCUAUGGCUCAGAAGGAGUCGCAUCAUCGUGAGGUGGUCGAUGACUUGAAUGCUCAACUCAGCCAAACUCGAAGACAGCUCGACGAUCUUACUGCCCUUUCGCGAGAUCAGGCCCACAACAUGUCAAUGGAGAUUGAAGAAGUCAGUAAACGCGAAGCGCAGCUGCUAGAAACCUUGGCCAAAGCUGAAGAAAUUCACCAGGCCCAAGUCGAGCAAUUGCGUGUCAGCCAUGAACAGGUCAUUGUUUUGAAGUCACGGGAAGUAGAAGAACUGUUCAGUUCUGCGAAGGCGGAGCAUGAAGCGUCUAUCUCGUCCAUUCGCCGCGAAGUUGAAGCGGCGACCGACGCCCUUGCGAAGGCACAACAGGAGCAUGAGGCCACUCUAGGCAAACUCGAGAUAGAGCACGACAAAGCUCUCAAAUCACAACUGGCAGACGCCGACGCCCUUCUCGAAGAAGCACGUGCCGCUCGCGAAAAGGCCCUGGCGAAGGCUCAAUCCGAGCAUGCUACUCUGUUGCGCCAGAAGGAAGACGAACAUGCCGCCGCCCUACAGGCCACUGAGGAAGAGUACUAUAAUGCUCUCACCAAACUUCGCAAUGAUCACGCCGAUGCUAUCAAGACGGUGGCUGCCGAAACAAACGCAACGAUCGAACGUCUCCGCGAGGAGCAUGCUGGAGAACUUCGCAUGGCGGAAAUCGCGAAGGAAGGCUCUCUUUCCGAGAGUGAAUCUUCACGGGCUUUGGCCUUGAAGAACUUGCAGGAUGAACACGCCGCCGCCAUAGCGAGGAAGGAGGCCGCGUUCGCUGAGGAAGUCGAGAGCCUUAAUGCAGGAUUCAUACGAACUUCCAAAGCCAAGGAUGACGAUCAUGCUCUCCAUAUCGAUAGGCUCAAGCUUGAACACGAAACGGCAAUCUCCAAGCUCAAGACGGAUUGGCGCACAGAGAUCGAAAGCCUGACGGGGUUGCUGGCGGCCGCCAAAGACGAUCAUGCAGCUGCUAUCCUGAAGAUUCAACAAGACAACGACGCUGCGGUGCGCACCAUGCAAGAACAACAGGCGGAAAUACUUUCAGAAAUCGAGCGCGGUCAUCAAGAGGACAUCGCCACCUUGAAAGCGAAACACGAUGCUGUAACCCAUGAACUAAAGGCCAAGGAAGAGCAAGAUCGCUCGACAGUUCAGGAAUCACACUCGAAACAAAUCCUUGAUCUCCGCAAGGGGUACGAGAAAAUUGUUGCACAGAUUGAUGCAAAGCUCCAUGCGGCUCAGGAGGAGCACCAACAGUCUAUUGAAGCCGUUCGAGUUCAAAGCAAGCAAUCACUCCUCGAUGAACAAUCGCGUCUUUUAGCCGCUUUGGACGAUCUGAAGUCGCAGUUCGCUGAAGAACGAGCUGUCUUCCGCCAGGAACGGGAUCUACUGGUCCAGGAAAUCGAAGCUUACAAGGUUGCCGCGGACGAGUUUGCCCUGUUGCGCGAACAGGCGCGUGAGACUCAUGAGCUGGAGCAAGGGGAAAGGGCCAUGACUAUUACGUCCUUGGAGAAUAAUCUAACCGAAGUUGAGGGCGAGCGAAAUAACUUGGCUACAGAGGUCGCCCGAUUGAGAGCAGAGCUCGAUAAGACACGCAACGAGCAGUCGAAACUCAUUCAAGAGGCAUCGAAGCGAGAAUCCCUUGUUAUCGAACUCGAACGUCAUCGCUCAGUUCUGGCAGACCUACAAGAGAACCUGCAAAGAGUCAAGGAUGAAAAGGACACCCUUCAAACUGAGAAGAACCGAUCUGAUUCUCUUGUACGUGAUCUACAAGCUCAACUUGCGCGAAGUGCAUCCCCACCGAACGUCCGCUCUCCUGACCGGAACAUUGGGUUCCAACGCAACGGAGCUGCAGGACUUCCUGCCAUUAAACUCCCUCCUCCUACACCACCUCCAUCAGUUCCGCCGCCCCCUGCACCUCGAUCUGCUGUUGCCCAUCAUAUGAAUGGAGACUCUAAUAUCAGCACUUCGUCUCAAGGCUCAUCUGCUUUUAACUCCUCGGGUUCUUCAAGGGAGUCGCAGCCUGAAUCGCCGUCAACAUCAGUCGGACAUAUGACACCGCUCAACGGUGCCAUCGACUCGAAGCUUGCGGCAAAGUUGGAGCAGCAGACGAAGCUCAUCGAUGAGCAAGAGGCGAUGAUCAAGACGCUGAACAAGCAGCUCACACAUUGCGAAGGCGAUCUUCAGACUCACAUGGACCUCGUCAGCACUCUAGAGACGUCUCUCGGCGAUUCCGAAAAGAACUUGCGGAAAGCCCGCAUGCAAGCAACCGAAUUGGCGCGGGAGAGAGAUACCCUCAACAACAAGAUCGAGGCCCUGCGGAACGAAUUGUCCGAGGCGAAACGUGAGGUUGUAUCCGUUCGUCGGUCAAUAGUCGAGGAGAAACAGUCUCUAGAACAACGACUUGACGAAGAACGCAAAGCAAAGGAACGCGUUCGACAACAACUCGAUUCACGGAUGGAGGAACUCCAAAAACGGAAGUCUAAAUUCGCAUGUCUAUAA